AUGCCGUCUUUGUGUCCUUUAAUCUCUUUUGAAGCUCUGAUCGAGUGCGAGGAGCCGAACAACCGCCUGGAUAAGUUUGUGGGGACGAUGCUGUGGCAGAGGGAGCUUUACCCUCUGGACCUCGACAACAUGCUGCUGCGAGGCUGCAAGAUCAGAAACACCGAGGUGUGUCACGGCCUCGUCAUCUUCGCAGGAGCCGACACCAAAAUCAUGAGGAACGGCGGCAAGACGAGAUUCAAGAGGACCAAAAUUGACGAGCUGAUGAACUACAUGGUUUACACAAUCUUCGUGCUCCUGAUCCUGGUGUCGGCGGGUCUGGCCAUCGGUCACACCUUCUGGUACGAGGAGAUCGGCUCUCAGGCCUGGUAUCUGUACGACGGCAAAAACCAGGGCGCCUCCUACAGAGGCUUCCUCAGCUUCUGGGGAUACAUCAUCGUCCUCAACACCAUGGUGCCCAUUUCUCUAUACGUCAGUGUGGAGGUGAUUCGUCUGGGCCAGAGUAAGUUCAUUAACUGGGACCUGCAGAUGUAUUUCUCAGAGAAAGACACACCGGCAAAGGCUCGAACCACCACCCUGAAUGAGCAGCUCGGUCAGAUCGAGUACAUCUUCUCCGACAAGACGGGAACUCUCACACAGAACAUCAUGCAGUUCAAGAAGUGCACUAUCGCUGGACGCAGCUACGGUGAACCGACCACAGCUGAGGGAGUGGUGCUGGACCGAGGAAGGCCGGUGGACUGGAGCUGGAACCGGCAGGCUGACAAAAAGUUCCAGUUCAUGGAUCAUUCCCUGGUGGCCUGCGUGCGAUCCCAGAAAGAUAAAGAUGCUACAGAUUUCUUCAAACUGCUCUCCCUCUGCCACACCGUCAUGGUGGAGCACAAAGACGGUGAGCUGGUGUACCAGGCGGCGUCUCCGGAUGAGGGCGCUCUUGUGACGGCCGCUAGGAACUUCGGCUACGUGUUUCUGUCUCGCACGCAGGACACCAUCACCAUCAAUGAGAUGGGGCAGGAAAAGACCUACGAGAUGUUGGCGCUGCUCGACUUUAACUCCGACCGCAAACGCAUGUCGAUCAUCUUGAGGUUUCCUGACGGGCGUAUUCGUCUCUACUGUAAAGGAGCCGACACCGUCAUCUACGAGCGACUUUCCCCGAACUCCAGACACAAAGAAACAACCCAGACGGCUCUGGAUAUCUUUGCCAACGCGACCUUGCGGACGCUGUGUCUGUGUUACAAAGACAUCAGCGUGGCAGAGUUCGAAGCCUGGUCCAGACAGCACAAAGAAGCCCAGGUGGCCACGGCGGACAGAGACGCUGCCCUCGACCGCGUGUACGAGCAGAUCGAGUGCAACCUGAUGCUGAUUGGAGCGACUGCCAUCGAGGACAAACUGCAGGACGGAGUCCCAGAGACCAUCGCCAAACUGGCCAAGGCCGACAUCAAGAUCUGGGUCCUGACCGGAGAUAAGAAAGAAACGGCAGAGAACAUUGGAUAUUCCUGCUCGCUUUUGACCGACGACAUGCAGAUCCACUACGGAGAAGACGUCAAUGAGAAGCUGAGCAUCCGUCAGGCCAACAGGAGAAACGAACCUCAAACUGUCCGUCGAGGCAAAAAGAAAGCGCCGGAGCCUUUCUUCUCCGGGACCAGCAAAAACGCUCUCAUCAUCACCGGAGGAUGGCUGAACGAGAUUCUGUACGAAAAGAAGAAGAAACGCCGCCGCCUGCGUCUGCGUCGUCUGGGAAAGCGACCGCCUCCCAGCAGCCCUCAGGACGGACAGCCGAUGAACGACUGGGAGAAGGAGAUGAGACAGAUUGACUUUGUGGACAUGGCGUGUGAGUGCGAGGCCGUCAUCUGCUGUCGCGUCACACCGAAGCAGAAGGCUAACGUGGUGAGUCUGGUGAAGAAGUACAAGAAAGCCGUGACGCUGUCCAUCGGAGACGGAGCCAACGACGUCAACAUGAUCAAAACUGCGGACAUCGGUGUCGGUAUCAGCGGUCAGGAGGGGAUGCAGGCCGUCAUGUCCAGCGACUACGCCUUCGCUCAGUUCCGUUACCUGCAGCGCCUCCUGCUGGUGCACGGACGCUGGUCCUACAUCCGAAUGUGCAAGUUCCUGCGUUUCUUCUUCUUCAAGAACUUCGCCUUCACGCUGGUUCACUUCUGGUACUCCUUCUUCAGUGGAUACUCCGCACAGGUCACCUAUGAAAACUGGUUCAUCACUCUCUACAAUCUGUGUUACAGCAGCUUACCGGUUCUGCUGGUUGGACUUCUUGACCAGGACGUUAACGACAAACUGAGCUUGAAAUUCCCUAAACUCUACCUGCCCGGCCAACAAGGUACAUUAUUCAACUACAAGAACUUCUUCAUCAGCUUGUUUCACGGCAUCUUCGUCUCCCUCAUCACCUUCUUCAUCCCGUACGGAGCCUUCCUGCAGACCAUGGGGCAAGAUGGAGAGGCCCCCUCCGACUACCAGUCUUUGGCCGUGGUCACCGCCUCGUCGCUCAUUUUUACCGUCAACCUGCAGAUCUCUCUGGAUACCUCCUACUGGACCUUCGUUAACUGCUUCGCGGUUCUGGGCAGCAUAGCCAUCUACUUCGGCAUCAUGUUCGACAUCCACAGCGCCGGGAUCCACGUCAUCUUCCCCUCAAUAUUCACCUUCACCGGUGCAGCGUCAAACGCGCUGCGUCAGCCCUACCUGUGGUUAACCAUCAUCCUGACUGUGGGCAUCAGCCUGCUGCCCGUCAUCUGCAUCCAGUUCCUCUAUAAAAACAUCUGGCCCUCUGUGGGAGACAAGAUCCAGAGAAACAGAAAGAAGUACGAGAUGGAGCUGGCAGAGGAGGAGAAGAAAAAACCAUCAGCCUUCCAGCGUGGCCGGCGCUCCCGCCGCUCCGCCUAUGCCUUCUCUCACUCCCGUGGCUACGCUGACCUCAUCUCGUCUGGGCGGAGCAUACGGCGGCGCCCGACGGGCCGUGGCGGACCCCAGGACAGCAUCAGGGAGGCUCCCCAGAGAGAGGCCGAAAACAUCUGAAGGGGGCAGAGCAGAAGAUGGAGCAAAACUUUAGCCAGCGGGGUUGUAAAUAUUUGGAAAAGUCAGAGGAGCGCUUGGUUUAUCUUUGUUUUAACUGUGGAGUCGCUGCUGAAAUGGUCAACGUUGGAAACUCUGCACAGAAAUGACUCCUCUUCCAAGGUUUUCAAGCCCCAUAGAGGGAGAUGAAAGAAAUAAGCGCUCCGAAAGUGGCUCAACUUAUAGAGAUGAAAUGGCAGGCGUUUGCUCCGGUCUGUGACUCCACUGCCUCCAGUUCCUCCUCUAUGCACAGACUCUUAAAAAAAAAAAAAGAAACAAAACAAAAGCUCACCGAAGAACCGACCGCCGUCACCGGGGUUUGAGGUCAUGCAGUCAUUGCCUGACUGACAAUGUUGUUUAACUCAGGAUUUUUAAAAUAAAAGCCUUAUUUUUUAGUCAGUUUCUCCCUGCUCACCACUUCUGUGGCUGGAUUUGGAGUUGUAACGUUAUUUAAUGAUACUUUUUUUGACAUUCACAGUUUUAGCCCGGUGUCUGCGGAGCACUUUGUGUUUUAUCAAAAAAUUCAAAAAUAUAAAUUCCAGUCGAUUUGUCCGUUAUCUACAUGAAAUCAGUUUUAUUUCUGUCCGCUGAGAUCCAAAGAUUUUCCUCAGCAUUAAAAACAAUGGGCUAAAGCUAAACAUGUCAAGGUAUCCCCUUUUAAUGUUUUAUUAUAUAUAAUGGUGGGAUGUUAUUAUGCCAAGCUAUGCAAGGUGGUCAGAUGUUAUAAAGUGUGUCUUAAUUUAAAAAUAAGUUGUAAAUAGUAGUCUUCUGUCCUCUGUUGCACCAAAUGUCCAAAGUGUCCUCACAGACGUUUUAGUCUCUAAUUUGAGGGGGGGACUUUGUUUCAGCCUUAAAACCUUUUUAAAUGCCUCUUUCAAACCUGAAUCCUUUGAUUAUUUGUUCUAUGUACAUCAUCUUUUGUUCUUUCUUAUUUACCUAAAGUGCUUUAAACGCUCUAAGGAGCCUACAAAGUUUGAACCUUCACUUUGUCUUUUCUAUUUUUUCUUGAACACUAAAUCACACAUUACUUAAAUCUUGAAAAACAUAUUUUUCUGUAUUUCUGUGUGCAUCACUGGUUGUUUACAGCAAACCCAAAGAUUUUUGUCUCUUACAGUUAGAUUUAGGAUAUCCACUAAAACAGUGCUAAGCCAAAACUAACACAUCCCUGCUCUGACUGUUACUGUCCCCUUCACUCUAGUGUUACUGUAUGCAGAUGAUGUCUUUUUAUUACUGAAUGAAUGGAGACGAGGACUGCGGUUGACUCUCCCAGCAACAGUUUGGUCUCUGUUGUAUGACGGUAUUUUAUCAUGUGGUUGUUAAUAAAAGCCAAGGGCACAUUUAGCAAUCUGAAA
Messenger RNA from Plectropomus leopardus (leopard coralgrouper), 4403 nucleotides. The record is from RefSeq and is a predicted model, not a curated record. Lineage: Eukaryota; Metazoa; Chordata; Actinopteri; Perciformes; Serranidae.